Molecule: messenger RNA, 1314 nt
Organism: Ficedula albicollis (Collared flycatcher)
Lineage: Eukaryota; Metazoa; Chordata; Aves; Passeriformes; Muscicapidae
Gene: OTOL1
Product: otolin 1
Exons: 6
Coding region: 1-1314 (437 amino acids)
Molecular function (GO): protein binding
Source: RefSeq, a predicted model, not a curated record
AUGAGGCAGCCACAACUUCUCUGCGAGCACAGAAGCAGCCUCAGACUGUUGCCGCGGCUCCAGGGAGCAGCAGAGGAGGCAGUGCAGGGCCGUUCUCCCCGCUCUCCCGCAGCCGCUGCCAUGUGGAGCUGCCCGGGGCCCCUCCCGCUGCUCCUGGCGCUCGCCCUUGUCCCCGCCGGCGCUGCCCUGAAGGUGACCCCAGCCGUGCUCCACACCAAGCCCAAACCUUCCCAGGCAGCAGCUGCUCCCCAGGCUGUCCCAGGGAAAGCCCCGCUGCCAGGAGCUGCGCUCCCCACGCUCUUCCCCUCGGAGAACUCCACGCUGGACUCGGCCGAGCUCUUCUUCAACUGCUGCGAGUGCUGCCCGCCCGCCGCGGGACCACGGGGCUGGCCGGGGCCGCGGGGACCCCCAGGUCCCAAGGGGGAGAAGGGAGAUGCUGGGCUGCCAGGAACUCCUGGCCCUCAAGGUCCAAAAGGCUCUAAAGGAGAAAGAGGGGAGCAAGGGGAGCGAGGAGCGAGUGGAAGCCCCGGUUACCCAGGGAAACCUGGGCUGCAAGGUGAAGCUGGAGCCAAAGGCAACAAGGGCAGCUACGGCUUCCCCGGCCUGAAGGGACAAAAGGGAGCGAAAGGGGACACCUGUGACAACGGCACCAAAGGAGACAAAGGGGACAGGGGGGAUCCUGGAGAGCCGGGAGUGGGCGGCGAACAGGGGGACAAGGGAGAAAAGGGGGACACGGGGGACAAAGGGUACUGUGGGGAGCCGGGUGGCAGAGGGGGGGAGGCCCCCAGGGCGCCGCGCUCGGCCUUCAGCGCCGGCCUGGCGCGGCCUUUCCCCCCGCCCAACGCGCCCAUCCGCUUCGAGCGCGUGUGGUACGACGAGCGCCGCGACUACGACCCCAACACCGGCAAGUUCAACUGCAGCGUGGCCGGCGCCUACGUCUUCUCCUACCACGUCACCGUGCGCGGCCGGCCCGCCCGCCUCAGCCUGGUGGCCGGCGGCAGGAGGGUGGCCAAGGCCAGGGACACCCUCUACGGCCAGGACGUCGACCAGGCCUCCUUCCUCACCAUCCUCAAGCUCAGGGUGGGCGACCAAGUGUGGCUGGGGGCCGCCAAGGACUGGAACGGCCUCUACGCCGGCGCCGAGGACGACAGCGUCUUCACGGGCUUCCUGCUCUACCCUGACGGCUUCGAGGGAAUCGGUUUGGAGCUGUGGAAAGUAAGGAUGAAACUACAGGAGAUACAGGGGAUGGGAAGAAAGAGAAAUAAGCUGCACAUGUUUCAUUCCAAGUCCUCCAUAAAUAAAAGUUCUUGUUAA